AUGCACGACUUCACUCUCAUUCUUCUUUCGAUCGCCGCUGUGAUCUCCAUCGCUCUCGGUGUGUACACCGAAGGCUGGGACGAUGGUUGGUACGAUGGCUUUGCCAUCAUCAUCGCUGUUGCGGUGUGUGUGAACGUGACAGCCAUCAACGAUCUUCAGAAAGACAAGCAGUUCCGCGCUCUCAACGCGGUGAAUAACGCAAAGCAAAUCCGAACCCUGCGUGGGGGCGAGAUGGUUCUGGUCAAAACCGACGAUAUUGUGGUUGGUGAUAUCGUGGAGAUCACCGCUGGUGAUUCCGUUCCUGCUGAUGGCUAUUUCCUCAACGGCAGCAACGUGAAGAUGGACGAAUCGAAACUGACCGGAGAGUCGGAUCAGGUGGAAAAGAACGAAUCCAAUCCAUUCAUUGUAUCUUCUUCGGAGUGUCACGAAGGAUCGUUCAAGAUGGUUGUGAUUGCUGUGGGAUCGAACAGUGUGUUUGGACGAAUGCGAGCCAUGAUCGAGUCGGAGGGCGACGACAACACGCCUCUCCAGAUCAAGUUGGCCUUGCUGGCCAAGCAGCUCUCGGUCAUUGGAGCUUCGGUCGCUGUGGUUACUGUGGUUGUGAUGAUCGUGCUGCACGUUGUGACCUUUUUGACCGGAAACGGAACGAGCACAUGGGAUGCUUCCAACUGGGAGUUCAUCGUCACCGCCUUCACGACGGGUGUGGCGAUUCUGGUGCUGGCCAUUCCCGAGGGUCUGCCUCUUUCUGUCACGAUCGCUCUCGCCUAUUCGGUGAAGCGAAUGAUGACGGAUAACAACUUGGUGCGUCAUCUCUCCGCCUGCGAGACCAUGGGAGGAGCGAACACGAUUUGCUCGGAUAAGACGGGAACGCUGACGCAGAACCAGAUGACCGUGGUGCAGGGAUGGGUCUACAACGAAGAGAACCAGACUGCCUUGCUGAGCGAGUUGAAGACUGGAAGCACGGAGGAAUACAACGCCUUCAUUGCCAACUGUGCCAAGAUUAGCGAGUCUGCGAAGCAGCUGCUCAUGGACAAUGCGAUGCUGAACAACGAGUCCUAUAUCACGACGACUGACGAGGGAAAGGAGCGCGGUGUUGGAUCGGCUCUGGAUAUCGCGCUGUUGCGUUGGGGCAAGCUAUUAGACGUGGAUUACCACGCUGUGCGCGAGAAGUACCCUCUGCUGAACGCGGAGUCGGCUGCCGAUGCUACGGGAAUCGUGCGUCGCUUCCCCUUCCACUCCAACCGCAAGCGAGCCUCGGUGCUGGUGCGAUUGGCCAAUGGCAAGUAUCGUUUGUAUGUGAAGGGAGCGCCCGAGAUGGUGAUUCGUCUCUGCGAUGCCGUGAUUCUCCCCGACGGAAGCAUGAAGCAGCUCACUGGAACCUUCCAGGAAGAUAGUUCCGGCAACGUGACGGGCACGGGCUCGCGCUGCAACCUGGUGAAGCACUGCAUCUACCCGAUGGCUAGACAGGCGCUGCGUGUGCUGGCGUUCGCCUACCGUGACUUUGAUUCGAUCGAGGACAUCGACAAGACUGUGCAGUACCCCACGGAGGAUCAGAAGGGAGUGGGCGAAUGCCCGGUGAUGGAAGACGCUCUCACGCUGGUGGCGUUCCUGGGCUUCCAGGACCCCGUGCGUCCCGAAGUGCCUGAAGCCGUGCUGUCUUGCCAGAAGGCCGGUAUCUUCGUGCGCAUGGUGACGGGAGACAACAUGGAAACCGCCAAGGCCAUCGCUCGUCAGUGCAACAUCUACCACCACGACACUUGGAAGGACCCGAACGGAAGAGAGUGGCCUGCUGGUCGCGCGAUCCUGGGUUCGCAGUUCCGAGAGAUCGUCGGAGGACUGGUCCUGCCGCCUCACUUCUAUCAUGAGUGCCACUGCAAGGACUGCUCGAACGAUACGCACUUUGUUCCUGGUUACAAGACUCCCGAUUACCCCGUGCAUUACGGCUAUCCCUCGAUUGUGGGUCACAAGGAUCACCACUGCGCCGAUUGGACCGAGGAGGCGAAGAAGAAGCGCGGCAGCGAUCCCAAGAGCCAGUGCACCGAGGAGUGCAAGCAGCGUGGCUGCAUGUGCCAGGUGAAGAACCCCAAGGACGAGCGCCAGCUGCAGCAGUUCUAUGUGGUGAAGAACCAGGGACAGUUCGAUCAGUUCGUGGACACGCUGCAGGUGAUGGCGCGUUCGGCUCCUACCGAUAAGCACUUGCUGGUAACGGGUCUGAUGGAGCGUCAUCAGGUGGUGGCCGUGACGGGUGAUGGAACCAACGAUGGUCCUGCUCUUUCCAAGUCCAACGUGGGUUUCGCUAUGGGAAUCACGGGUACCAGCGUGGCCAAGGACGCUUCGGAUAUCGUGCUGAUGGAUGAUAACUUCAUCUCCAUCGUGAAGGCCGUGAUGUGGGGACGGAACGUGUACGACUCCAUCCGCAAGUUCCUGCAGUUCCAGCUGACCGUGUCCUUCGUGGCGUGCGUCGUGUCCUUCGUUAGCGCCGUAUUCCUGGAAGAAUCGCCUCUGUCUCCCGUGCAGGUGCUCUGGAUCAACCUCGUGAUGGACACCAUGGCUGCUCUGGCUCUGGCCACCGAAGCGCCGACUCCCAAGCUGCUGGACCGUUUGCCCUACAGCAAGACCGAGUCGCUGAUUUCGAACGUGAUUCUGCGGAACCUGCUGAUCCAGCUGGUGUUCCACCUGGUGAUUCUGCUGACCAUCGUGUUCCUUGGCCAUCGUCUCUUUAAUAUUCCCAUCGGAUCGAAUCUGGGCCAAGGCUCCAACCCGGAGAUCCACUUCACCAUGGUGUUCAACGUGUUCGUGUUCAUGGAGAUGUUCAACGAGAUCAAUUCGCGUCGAAUCAACAACGAGUGCAACGUGUUCGAGCACAUGGCUAGCAAUACCAUGUUUUGGAUGAUCUUCAUCAUCUCGAUGAUUCUGCAGCUGAUUCUCGUGCAGUUCGUCGGACGCGUCUUCUCCACGCAUCCGCUCACCUGGCAGCAGCACUUGUUCUGUGUGGUGAUGGGCUUGUGCACGCUGCCCCUCUACCAGCUGGCUCGCACCGUCCCUGCGGACUGGUUCCUUUCACGAUCCCCAAGGAAACCUUGCUGA
Blastocystis hominis is the source of this 3087-nucleotide messenger RNA. RefSeq lists its product as hypothetical. Gene Ontology annotation, cellular component: intracellular membrane-bounded organelle; membrane. Gene Ontology annotation, molecular function: ATP binding; P-type calcium transporter activity; ATP hydrolysis activity. The record is from RefSeq and is a predicted model, not a curated record. The coding region runs from base 1 to 3087 and encodes 1028 amino acids. Lineage: Eukaryota; Bigyra; Opalinata; Blastocystidae. The transcript is spliced from 2 exons.